AUGCCAGGUGAAGAAGAAGACUUUCGUGCGUCUGCUUAUGGAAGGGCACUGGAAGAAAGGAGACUGGAUAAAUUAAAGAAGAGACUUACACCCUUGAACUUCGCUGCUGUUACUCUCCCUGAUAUGGAGCUCGUGGAAUUUUACAAGGUUUACCAAGUCGAGGACAAAAAGGAGUGGAAGCAGGUUGAUCGUCGAAACAACACCUUGCUUCGCAUCACGGCAUGCCAGUUCAAACCCCAAAGCGUGAAAUGGAUAAUGGAAAACGCCAAAGAUGAGCAGUGCUUGACACUAUCUCGCAAUUCGAAAGGAUACACGCCCCUUGAAGCAUUACAGGAUGACCUUAAUGUCCUCAGAACACGACGCAAGCAUGGAAUGAUGACCAUUGUCAUCGCAGAUAACUUUUCUGGCUUUACUCCUGAUGCUGUCCUCUGCCAAUUUGUACUAUUGACCGAAUUGAUGCCUUUAGAAGAUUCGAAUAUACCGCUCUGCCUCCGUCUUAAAUAUGGUUGCACUUGUGGGGAAUGCAUUGAAGGCUUUUUAUCGCCACGCAUGAAACUGGCACUUCUUUUUCAAGCCGAAAUGGGAUAUGAGAUUAUGGAUGAUGCACUUGAGAUGACGAACUGUAGAAGUAGCCCUACUGAUUGGUUAUAUUUGGCCGAAGAUGCUAUCGAGCACGUCUCGCCAGCUCUCCAGCGAGACUUUAGGACAAACAAAUCACUCGGUCGAGGUUUCGUAAAUAUUUUUGACCACAUUGCGACUUGCUUAAAAGUCAACAAGGCACCAACGAGACAAAAUGUCCUACAAGCAUGGGAAGGAAGUGGAGAAUGGCCACCUGUAACUCGAAAUUAUCUUCAAUGGGGUGGUACUGUUGAGAAUAAGGUUGAACAGGUAUUGGAGAAGAUAUUCGAACGCGCGCAUUCUCAAAACGAAACGCUUGGCGACGGCCACUUCAUGCUUUGCAUGGAGAAAGAGGUCGAGAAAUUGAGGGCAUGCAGGAAUGAUCAUGAAUAUGGCUUUGUUGCUAAAUUGUGUGGCUUACCAGAGCGUAAUACUAACCCAUCAGGAAGAUUGGAGGGUUUUUUCGGCAGAAUAUUUUCGAGCAUCUAA
Sclerotinia sclerotiorum 1980 UF-70 is the source of this 1107-nucleotide messenger RNA. RefSeq lists its product as hypothetical. NCBI's taxonomy places the organism in Eukaryota, Fungi, Ascomycota, Leotiomycetes, Helotiales, Sclerotiniaceae. The record is from RefSeq and is a predicted model, not a curated record. The transcript has a single exon. The coding region runs from base 1 to 1107 and encodes 368 amino acids.